Arabidopsis arenosa is the source of this 10567-nucleotide messenger RNA. NCBI's taxonomy places the organism in Eukaryota, Viridiplantae, Streptophyta, Magnoliopsida, Brassicales, Brassicaceae. The record is from the annotation of a GenBank genome assembly.
AGAGACGACGCAUAGCUUCUUCUUCACUUGUCAGCUCUCAACGUUUCUCACCUGAAAUUUCACUUCUGCUUCGUCUUCUAGAGCCCGAUCUCUAAUUUGGGAGUUCUUAUGUGAUGGUGUAAUUUAAUUUAAGAUGACGCCUUCGCAUAAUAUUGAGUUGGAGGCAGCUAAGUUUCUGCAUAAACUUAUUCAAGAUUCUAAAGAUGAACCUGCAAAGUUAGCAACUAAACUUUAUGUGAUAUUGCAGCACAUGAAAACCAGUGGAAAGGAUAACACAAUGCCGUAUCAAGUCAUAUCUAGGGCCAUGGACACUGUAGUCAAUCAACACGGUCUUGACAUUGAAGCUUUGAAGUCAUCGUGUCUUCCUCAAGCUGGGGGUACCCAAACAGAAGAUUCUGGGUCUGCACAUUUGGCUGGGUCUUCCCAAGCGGUUGGAGUUAGCAAUGAGGGCAAAGCAAGUCUAGCUGAAAAUGAGAUGUCAAAAUACGAUGCAUUCACUUCUGGUAGGCAGCUUGGUGGAUCAAAUAAUGCGUCACAAACCUUUUACCAAGGGUCUGGAACUCAAAGUAACAGAUCAUUUGAUCGUGAAAGUCCAUCCAACUUGGAUUCUACGUCGGGAAUUUCUCAAUCUCACAAUAGGAGUGAGACAAUGAAUCAAAGAGAUGCCAAGUCAAGUGGAAAGAGAAAGAGAGGUGAAUCAUCACUUUCAUGGGACCAGAAUAUGGAUAACUCUCAAAUAUUUGAAAGCCACAAGAUUGAUGAUCAAACUGGAGAAGUAAGCAAAAUAGAAAUGCCUGGUACUUCAGGUGACAUUAGGAAUUUGCAUGUUGGGUUGCCAUCAGAUGCAUACACGACUCCACAGUGUGGCUGGCAGAGCAGUGAAGUCACAGCAAUCAGGCCUCCAGUUCAUAAAGAACUUGGAAAUAAUGUUGCAGCAGAGGGAUUACUGCCUUCAGGUUCACCUUUUAGAGAGCAACAACUAAAGCAACUCAGAGCCCAGUGCCUUGUGUUUCUAGCUCUCAGAAAUGGUUUGGUGCCGAAGAAACUGCACGUAGAGAUCGCCCUUCGAAAUACUUUCCGCGAAGAUGACGGUUUCCGCGGAGAACUGUUUGAUCCGAAAGGGAGAACACAUACCUCCAGUGAUCUGGGUGGCAUUCCUGACGUCUCCGCACUGUUGUCAAGAACAGACAAUCCCACUGGAAGAUUGGAUGAAAUGGACUUCUCAUCCAAAGAAACUGAGAGAUCAAGAUUAGGGGAAAAAAGUUUCGCAAGUACUGUAUUUUCUGACGGGCAAAAGCUUCUAGCAUCGAAAAUUCCCGGCUCUCAAGCACAAUCUCAGGUUGCUGUUAGUCAUUCUCAACUGACGUUUUCUCCUGGUUUGACCAAACACACACCAUCAGAUUUGGUGGGGUGGACUGGAGUAAUCAAAACUAAUGACCUCUCAACUUCUGCUGUUCAACUCGAUGAUUUUCAUGCUUCUGCAGAUGAAGAGGAAGGUAAUUUGCAACCGUCGCCUAAGUACACCAUGUCACAGAAAUGGAUUAUGGGUCGACAGAAUAAGAGACUAUUGGUUGAUCGCAGUUGGUCCCUUAAACAGCAGAAAGCCGACCAGGCAAUUGGUGCACGGUUCAAUGAGUUGAAGGAAUCUGUGAGUUUGUCUGAGGAUAUAUCUGCAAAAACCAAGAGUGUAAUAGAACUGAAAAAGCUUCAGCUGUUAAAUCUACAACGGCGAUUGAGGAGUGAGUUCGUUUACAACUUCUUCAAACCUAUUGCAACUGAUGUUGAGCAUCUAAAGUCAUAUAAGAAACAUAAGCAUGGCCGGAGAAUUAAGCAGCUUGAAAAGUAUGAGCAGAAGAUGAAGGAAGAGAGACAAAGAAGAAUUCGUGAGAGACAGAAGGAGUUCUUUGGGGGAUUAGAAGUUCACAAGGAUAAACUAGAGGAUUUGUUUAAAGUUAGGAGAGAAAGGUUGAAGGGUUUCAAUAGGUAUGUGAAGGAGUUCCACAAAAGAAAGGAACGGCUUCACCGCGAAAAGAUUGACAAAAUUCAACGUGAGAAGAUUAAUUUGUUAAAGAUUAAUGAUGUGGAGGGUUAUCUGCGAAUGGUCCAGGAUGCCAAGUCAGAUCGAGUAAAGCAACUACUCAAAGAGACUGAAAAGUACCUUCAGAAACUUGGAUCCAAGUUAAAGGAGGCUAAAUCCUUGACCAGUCGAUUUGAGAAUGAGGCAGAUGAAGCGCGUAAUUCAAAUGCUACCGAAGAUGAAACUGCGAUUGAAAAUGAAGAUGAGAGCGACCAAGCAAAGCACUACCUGGAAAGCAACGAAAAAUACUACUUGAUGGCUCACAGUAUAAAAGAAAAUAUUAACGAGCAGCCAUCGUGCCUAGUGGGUGGAAAGUUAAGAGAGUACCAAAUGAAUGGCUUAAGGUGGCUACUUUCACUGUACAACAAUCACUUAAAUGGCAUUUUAGCUGAUGAGAUGGGUCUCGGGAAAACUGUUCAGGUUAUUUCUUUGAUAUGCUAUCUGAUGGAGACAAAAAAUGAUAGAGGUCCCUUCUUGGUUGUUGUACCAUCUUCGGUUCUGCCUGGUUGGCAGUCAGAAAUUAACUUCUGGGCCCCAUCGAUUCAUAAAAUUGUUUACUGUGGGCCUCCUGAGGAAAGGCGCAAACUAUUCAAGGAGCAAAUUGUUCAUCAGAAGUUCAAUGUCCUUCUGACAACAUAUGAGUAUCUAAUGAACAAGCAUGAUAGACCUAAAUUAAGCAAGAUUCACUGGCACUAUAUUAUUAUUGACGAAGGACAUCGCAUAAAGAAUGCAUCCUGCAAGUUAAAUGCAGACCUGAAACACUAUGUUAGCUCCCACCGACUUCUCUUAACGGGGACUCCAUUGCAGAACAACCUAGAAGAAUUGUGGGCGCUGCUUAAUUUCCUGCUGCCUAAUAUAUUCAACUCAUCAGAAGACUUUUCACAGUGGUUCAACAAACCAUUUCAAAGUAAUGGAGAAAAUACUGCCGAAGAGGCGCUGCUAUCAGAAGAGGAGAAUCUACUGAUCAUCAAUCGACUUCACCAAGUUCUUCGACCAUUUGUGCUGCGUCGGCUGAAACAUAAGGUUGAGAAUGAGCUUCCUGAAAAGAUAGAGAGAUUGAUACGCUGUGAGGCUUCUGCUUAUCAGAAGCUGUUGAUGAAGAGGGUUGAGGAUAAUUUGGGUUCAAUUGGAAAUGCGAAGUCUCGUGCAGUGCACAACUCAGUAAUGGAGCUUCGGAAUAUUUGCAAUCAUCCAUAUCUAAGCCAACUGCAUGCAGAGGAGGUCAAUAACAUAAUUCCUAAGCAUUUCCUGCCCCCAAUUGUAAGACUGUGUGGGAAGCUUGAGAUGUUGGAUCGGAUGUUACCUAAACUCAAAGCAACAGACCAUCGGGUUCUUUUCUUUUCUACAAUGACGAGGCUUCUUGAUGUUAUGGAGGAUUACCUCACCUUAAAGGGGUACAAAUACCUUAGGCUGGACGGGCAGACAUCUGGGGGUGAUCGUGGUGCUCUUAUCGAUGGUUUCAACAAGUCUGGUUCCCCAUAUUUCAUAUUUCUGUUGAGCAUACGGGCUGGUGGAGUAGGAGUUAAUCUUCAAGCUGCUGAUACUGUGAUAUUAUUCGACACCGACUGGAAUCCUCAGGUUGAUCUACAAGCUCAAGCAAGGGCUCACAGGAUUGGCCAGAAAAAAGAUGUGCUUGUUCUUCGUUUUGAAACGGUCAAUUCUGUUGAGGAGCAAGUCAGAGCUUCAGCUGAGCACAAACUUGGAGUUGCUAACCAGAGUAUAACCGCCGGCUUCUUUGACAAUAACACGAGUGCUGAAGAUCGUAAGGAAUAUUUGGAAUCCCUUUUGCGUGAAUCAAAGAAAGAGGAAGAUGCUCCAGUAUUGGAUGAUGAUGCUUUAAAUGAUCUUAUAGCUCGAAGGGAGUCAGAGAUUGAUAUUUUUGAGUCCAUCGACAAACAAAGGAAAGAAAAUGAGAUGGAAACAUGGAAUACAUUGGUACAUGGGCCAGGGUCAGAUAGUUUUACCCAUGUACCACCUAUACCCUCUCGGCUUGUUACUGAAGAUGAUUUAAAACUACUAUAUGAGACAAUGAAACUAAAUGAUGUCCCGAUGGUUGCAAAAGAAUCAACUGUUGGCAUGAAACGGAAGGAUGGUUCUAUGGGAGGCCUAGAUACUCACCAAUAUGGAAGAGGGAAACGAGCAAGAGAGGUCCGGUCUUAUGAAGAGAAAUUAACAGAGGAGGAGUUUGAGAAGCUGUGUCAAACCGAGUCACCUGAUUCUCCCCAAGGCAUGGGCGAAGGAAGUGAAAAGAGCUUGGCGAAUGAUACAUCAAAUAUUCCGGUUGAAAACUCUAGUGACACACUACUCCCUACAUCUCCGAUACAGGCAAUAUCUGUACAGCCAAUGGAACCUGUAAGGCCACAGCCACAGACACUGAAAGAAGAAACACAACCUAUAAAACGGGGCCGAGGUAGGCCGAAGAGAACUGAUAAAGCCUUGACUCCGGUAUCAUUAUCAGCUGUAAGCAGGACACAGACAACAGGGAAUGCACUAUCAUCGGCUGUGACUGGUCUUGAUUUUGUUAGUCCAGAUAAAAAGCUAGAAGCAGCUUCUCAUCCUAGUUCGUCUAUUGCCCUGACUUCGCCUGAUUUAUCUGUUCCUCCUGGUUUUCAAUCGCUGCCAGCAUCUCCUGCUCCUACGCCAACAAGAGGUCGAGGUAGGGGAAGAAGCAGGGGGCGUGGAGCAGGAAGGGGAAGAAGAGUUGAAGGUGUAUUGCAUGGUUCCAACAGUUCUAUUACUCAAAGAACUGAAACCGCUACAUCUCUUGCAAGUGAUCCAGACGCCACAAACUUUACUCUUCCUCGUUCUGCAGCUGAGAUUGUUUCUAGAGUCCCUAAACCUAGUGAAGGAAGUACUUCAUAUCCUGACCCAGUACCUCCCGUGCAUUCUGCUACUACUGCAGUCCGAUCAGACAAAGCAGCAGAUAAUGACCUAGAUGCACCACCUGGUUUUGAUUCAGGAUCCCAUGUUGAGACGCUAAAUGUUCUUGAGAAUUCAUUGGAAAGAAAAGCAGCUGCUGUAAAGAAGCGGCCUUUGAUUCAAGGUGUGAGCUCCCAGCAUCCAGGACUUAAUAAACAGCCACUUGACUUGCCAGUCUCCACUAGCUCUACUUUGUCGGGUGGUGGCCCAGUGCAAAAUCAGAGUGCUGUCUCUUCUGUUUGUGAUGGAUCCAAACGUCCUUCAGUAGCCUCUGUAGAGGGUCGAACAUAUACAGCUUUGCCAGGUGUGACAACUGCACCUUCUGAUGCUACUCUGCCAGUGACUUCUCAACUUGUUGGUUCUGCGGUUGAAGCUCAAGAAGCCAAUGUUCCUUCUCUUCCUGCAGCCCUGCCUGCUAAGAGGCGAGGGCGCAAUUUGCCAAGCAGAGGAGAAACUCCUAAACGCCAAGGAAAGAGGCGUGGCCAACCUUCACCUGCUACUGAUGGCUCUUCUGCAAGGAGUACAGGAUUAACACCACAAAUAGAUGUCAAGGUUGGUAAUUCAUCAGGCACCAAAGCUAAGUUUGAUGCUGUUGCCAAAGAACAACCCCAAUUCAGCCAGGCAGUUGCACCGGAUAUUCACUCUUCUGGCAGUUUGAGUCAGGAGAGUAGAAGAGACAUCUCUGGUACUGGUGGUUCUGCUAGGAAACAAACUGCUGAUGUAACUGAUGUUGCUCGUGUCAUGAAAGAGAUCUUUUCAGAGACUUCCCUAUUAAAACAUAAAGUUGGAGAGCCGUCUGCAACAACAAGAACAAAUGUGCCUGACGCACAAUCCCCAGGUGAGAUGAAUUUGCACACAGUUGAGACCCACAAGGCAGAGGAUUCUUCUGGUCUUAAGAAUCAAGAAACUCCAUAUAACCUGAGCAAGGCAGAAAAACAGGUCUCAGAUGUUCCUCACCCUGUUACUGGUGAUCUGACAACUUCAGGAUCAGUUGCAAACAAGGAUGGUGACACUGGGUCGUCUAAGGUUGCUGCCGAGAAUGACCUUGUCAAGAUUCCAGGUGGUGAAGUAAAUUCUUCUGUAAUACAACUCUCUUUGGAAAAGUGUACUGCAGAUCAGCUUGUGGAAGAAAAAUUGUCUCAAGAAGGUGAAACCACGCAUGCUAGUCAUGGUGAAACAUGCCACGUGGGUGUAGACUUGAUAAAAGAAACUGCAUCUUCAUUGAGUUAUGAUCCAUCUGAGCCUAUUGCAUCUGCGUCAACAACUGUGGAACCUCUACCUACUGACAAGUUGGAAACAAAUAUUUCUUUUCAAGAUGAAUGUAAAAAUCUCAAUGCUGAUAAAGGAGGAGCUAUCCUCCGAAGUCUGGAAGAGCAGACGAAUGUUAACUCCAAGAUUGUGACAAAUUCUGAGGAAAUUCAAGCCAGCAGAACAGAUGAAGUUACACAUGUGGAUGGAGAAUCUGUUGAUAUUGUAAAUCAGAUGGUGAAAGAAGAUGAGGCAAAAAAUUCUGUUGAAAUUCAAUCGUCUAUGCUGGAGACUGAUGAACUGUCAAAUGUUGGACAAAAGGGUCACAGUAGCAUUGCCAUGCAGGCAUUGGUUUCAGUUACAAGCAAUGAGAACUCCAUGUCUCUUGACCAGAAAGAUUAUGAACCUAUAUCUAAACGUGCUGAUACAGAACAAGAUCCUGAAGAAUCUGUUUCGGUACAAGGUGAUGAUAGGCCUAAAGUUGGUCCUGCUGACACACGGAUGGAGGAUACUGAUGAUGCCAAACUUCUUGUGGGUUGUUCAGUUGAGAGUGAGGAAAAGGAGAAAACUCUUCAAUCCCAUAUACCCAGUGAUAAUGCUGAUACAGAACAACGUCCUGAAGAAUCUGUUUCGGUUGAAGGUGUUGAUAGACCUAAAGGUGGUACUGCUGACACACAGAUGGAGGAUACAGAUGCUGCUAAACUUCUAAUGGAUUGUUCAGUUGAGAGUGAGGAAAAAGAGAAAAAUCUGCAAUCACAUAUACCCAGUGAUGAUGCUGAUACAGAACAAGAUCCUGAAGAAUCUGUUUCGGUACAAGGUGAUGAUAGGCCUAAAGUUGGUACUGCUGACACACAGAUGGAGAUGGAGGAUACUGAUGAUGCCAAACUUCUAGUGGGUUGUUCAGGUGAGAGUGAGGAGAAAGAGAAAACUCUUCAAUCCCAUAUACCCAGUGAUGAUGCUGGUACAGAACAAUAUCCUGAAGAAUCUGUUUCGGUUGAAGGUGUUGAUAGGCCUAAAGGUGGUACUGCUAACACACAGAUGGAGGAUACCGAUGAUGCCAAGCUUCUAGUGGUUUGUUCAGUUGAGAGUGAGGAGAAAGAGAAAACUCUUCAAUCCCAUAUGACCAGUGAUGAUGCUGUUAGCCAGAACCCUUUUGAGAAGAUAAAAGACAAUGAAGGAGAUGACUUACAUGGAGAGUCUCUUGUUUCCUGUCCAACAAUGGAAGUGAUGGAACAUAAGGGGUUUGAAUCAGAGACACAUGCUCAUGCAGAUUCAAGUGGUAUUGAUAGGGGAAAUGAGGUAUCAGAAAGUAUAUCUGAUGGCGAAAAAAUGAACAUUUCAUCUGGGCAGGUCCCUGAUGCGUCACAUGAUUUAAAAGUAUCACAUGAUCAAACAGACAUUCCCCUAGUUGGUGGGAUAGACCCUGAACGCUUACAAGAAAAUGUGGAUGUACCUGCAUCACCUCACGGAGCAGCGCUGAACAUUGUGGUUUCCCAGUCUGAGGGAAAUCAGUCUCCAAGUAUCUUACCGGACGAUGUGGCAGGACAACUAGCAAGUAUGGCUAGUGACGAAAAAAUGAAUAUUUCAUCUGAGCUGGUCCCAGAUGGAUCACAUGAUUUAAAAGUGUCUCAGGAUCAAACAGACAUUCCCCUAGUUGGUGGGUUAGUCCCUGAAAAUUUGCAAGAGAACGUGGAUGUGCCUGCAUCACCUCAUGGAGUAGUGCCAGACGUUGUGGUUUCCCAGUCUGAGAAAAUUCAGUCUCCAAGUAUCUUGCCCGGCGAUGUACCAGGACAACCAGACGAUGGCAACUGUGAGCAAAUGGAUACCAUGCAGAACAGUACCUAUAUUGAUGUUGGCAAAAAUUCAGGUGAGACGUGUCAGCCUUCAUCUUCUAUCCAGUCUGAGGAUGAGAACAGAAAUAGCUUAUCACUCUGUGAACCGUCAGAAGUAGUUGAACAAAGGGAUUCAAGAGAUCAAUUUUGCAUAGGGUCUGUGGAAUCUCAGGUAGAUAUCAGAUCUGCUAUGCUGGAGAAUAAAUCAGCUGAUAUCCAGCCCCCGCAAUCCAUUUUGGUUGAUCAAAUGGAUAUUGAAGAAUCGAAAGAACCUGGUACAGAGAGUGCUGAUGUGUCUUUACAUCAAUUAGCUGAUAUCCAGGCCGAGCCAUCCAUUUUGGUUGAUCAAAUGGAUACUGAAGAAUCCAAAGAUCCUUGUGCAGGUAAUAUUUGCAACACUGAUAUAAGUGCUGAUGUGUCUUUACACCAAUUAGCUGAUAUCCAGCCCGGGCCAUCCAUUUUGGUUGAUCAAAUGGAUACUGAAGAAUCCAAAGAACCUGAUGCGGAUCAUAUUUGCAACACUGAGACAAGUGCUGAUGUGUCUUUACACCAAUUAGCUGAUAUUGAGCACUCACUGUCUCUUUCAGUUGUGCAAAAGAACAUUGAGCAAGAUCAAAGUCAAGUCGAAACUACUGGAUCUGAGUUAGUUGAUGUCUCUGCCGAAUGUACGACACAACCUCAAGUUCAAUUACCGCCAUCUGCAGAGCCAGUGGGAGAUAUGCACGUUCAUUUAGGGGCUAACAAAUCAGAAGUAGUUGCAGAAGGUACUGACUUCUCUUCAUUUCUCCCAAAGACAGAGGAAGAAAAUGCCAAGAGCCAAGUAGCUGACACUGAGCCCUCAUCGUCUCUUACAGCUGUGCAAAAGAACAUUGAAGAUCAAUCUCAAGUUGAAACUGCUGGAUGUGAAUUUGUUGUUGUCUCUACCGGAUGUUCGACAGAACCUCAAGUUCAAUUACCGACAUCCGUAGAGCCAGUGGUUGCUGGAGCUACAGAAAUCCCUUCUUCCCUCCUAAUGACCGGGGUAGAAAUUGCCAAGACCCAACUCGCUGAUAUUGUGCCUUCAUCAUCACCUACAGCUCUGGAAAAGAACAUUGAGGCUCAAGAUCAUGUUACAACCGUUGGAUGUGGGCUAGUUGAUGUCUCGACCGGAUGUUCGUCAGAACCUCAAGUUCAACUGACACCAUCCGCAGAGCCAGUGGUUACUGAAGGUACAGGACUCACUUCUCUCCCAUUGACGGAGGAAGAAAAUGAGCCCUCAUCGUCUCCUACGGUUGUGGAAAAGAACAUUGAGGAUCAAGAUCAAGUUAAAACUGCUGGAUGUGAGUUAGUUAAUGUCUCUACUGGAUGUUCGUCAGAACCACAAGUUCAAUUACCACCAUCCGCAGAGCCAGAGGGAGAUAUGCAUGUUCACUUAGAGGAAACAGAGAAAUCUGAAAUCAUGGUUGCCGAAGGUACAAUAUUCCCUUCAUUUCCCCCAAUGACAGUGGAAGAUAAUGCUGAGAGCCACUUAGCUGAUAUCGAGCCCUCAUCUUCUCUGACAGCUGUGCAAAAGAACAUUGAGGAUCAAGGUCAAGUUGAAACUGCUGGAUGUGGGUUAGUAGGUGUUUCUACCGGAUGUUCAUCAGAACCUGAGGUUCAAUUACCGCCGUCCGCAGAGCCAGUGGAAGGUACGCAUGUUCAUUUAGAGGAAACAAAGAAAUCUGAAACCGUAGUUACCGAGAGCCAAUUAGCUGAUAUCCUUCCCUCGUUGUCUCCUAUAGUUGUGCAAAAGAAUAUUGAGGAUCCAAUUCAAAUUGAAACUGUUGGAUGUGAUUUAGUUGACGUCUCUGCUGGAUGUUCAACAGAACCUCAACUUCAAUUAUCGUCAUCCGAAGAGCCAGAGGAAGGUAUGCACGUUCACUUAGAGGCAGCAAAGAAUUCUGAAACCGUGGUUGCUGAAGGUUCAGAAUUCCCUUCAUCUCUCCCAAUGACAGAGGAAGAAAAUGCUGAGGGUACAUUAGCUGAUGUCGAUCCCUCAUUGUCUCUUACAGUUGAGCAAACAAACAUUGAGGAUAAAGAUCAAGUGGAAACUGCUGAAUGUGAGUUAGUUGAUGUCUCUACCGGAUGUUCGUCACAACCUCAAGUUCAGUUACCGCCAUCCCCAGAUGCAAUGAGAGGCACGCACGUUCACUUAGAAACCAUGGUUUCUGAAGGUACAGAAUCGCCUUCAUCCCUCCCCAAGACAGAGGAAAAAAAUGCCGAGAAUCCAUCAGACAGACUUGACGGUGAAUCUGACGGUACAACUGUUGCUGUUGCUGUUGUUGAAGAAAGUUGUGUUGAGUCGAAUUCAUUGGUCACCGAAGAGAGCAAAGCAGAGGAGUCAAAAGACAAGGAAGAUGUUUAGUUCAUUUCAUCUAGAUUAAGUUGUAAAACUUUUAAUAUCUAAUUAUCACAAACUCUAAGCAACUUUAUUUUCUUGUAUCAUUUUCAAGAAUGAAAGCCGUAAAUCUAG